Molecule: messenger RNA, 3448 nt
Organism: Stomoxys calcitrans (stable fly)
Lineage: Eukaryota; Metazoa; Arthropoda; Insecta; Diptera; Muscidae
Product: ankyrin-1
Exons: 6
Coding region: 256-2403 (715 amino acids)
Biological process (GO): intracellular signal transduction
Molecular function (GO): protein binding
Source: RefSeq, a predicted model, not a curated record
GCGCAGGCCCUCCUCAUUUUCGUAAACAUAGUCAGCUGGUCCAGUAUAAUUAAUUUUCAAUUUUCGCUUGUUGCCACUAUUGUUUGACCCCUUUUUAGUGUUGGUAGAAGUAUACAAGGAAUUGGACUUGACCUAAAAAGUUACUUCAAAGGAACAGGAAAACCUAUCCCUGAAGAAAAUUGCCCAAUUGGACAAUUUUCACAAAAAACAUCUCCAUCGUAUCGUGUUGUUGGUGUACCAACAAAAAGGGCGAACAUGGGAGGAUCUGUGAGCCAAAUUUUUCGUUCUGGUUCUGCUUUACUAUCGCACCGUGAUCAUAAAGUUUCCAAGGCUACGGAGGAAAAAAUCACCACACUAUUUGAGAUUUUGCGUGCUAAUCCAAAAAUAUCCAUACAACCCCUUGAGUCGCUAUUGCUGGAAAUACCAAAGAAUGAAAACAUUUUGGUUAUUCACGAUGAUUGUGGCUUCAAUAUACUUCAACGGUCUGUGGGCCUUAACCACAUAGAGCUAACCAAGUGGUUGCUGACCAAGUGGCGUCCGGAUGUAAAUCGUAGUCCCUGCUCUCUGCCCUUACAUAUUGCCUGUUUGAAGGGUCACGAGUCCUGUGUUGAACUGUUGUUGAAAUAUGGAGCCCGCAUCGAAUGCGAUUCUCGUAUGUGUUUCCCCGGAUCGCAUUCCACCAACUGUGAAUUAUUUCAGUGCAAUACCAACCACUACGAAGAUGUUGAAUUCCGUGAACGUAAUUUUGAUAAUUCUAAACUACAGAACGCAAUCUGCUAUGCCAUAGAUGGCGAUCAGAUUAAUGUGCUUAACAUAUUGGUGCAGAAACUAGAUGAUCCAUGGAUACCAUUCCGUUCAAAACGGCCCAUCUUUCAUUUAUUACACAUGGCAUGUGAACGGGGAGCCUGGAACUGUGUACAACAGUUGGUGGUAACACGAUCUGAUGAAAUAAAUCGCAUCAGAGAUGAAUACUAUCCCAUACAUUACGCGGUGUUGCACGAUAUGCGUUUUUUGGAGUUAUUAAUAAACCAUGGUGCCGUGACCACAGUUAGAACCUGCACACAACAAUUUACAUUGUUACACAUGGUGAUAUUUAUUGCUCGAAAAUCUGCAGAAGAUACUUUGUCAAUGUUGAGAAUUCUUUUGGAACGAGGCUGCAAAGAGCUCAUUAAUGAGCCAGAUGUUUUGGGAAACACACCUUUGCAUUCAUUGAUUGUACGUUAUGCCUUAGAAGAAGCGCGAUACGGUUAUGACAAAUGGAGUAAAUGGGAUGUCUUACAUUUGGUGAGAUUCCUUCUACAGCAUGGAGCCAAAAAUUCCAUUAAUCAGUCGGGCAAUAGUGCAUUGGCGUGCGUUUUUCGCCACAUAAGAGAUUUGGAAGUUUGCUUUGAAUUGUUGAGCAUGUUAAUUAAAGAGGAUGGUGAUCCAAAUAUUGUGGGUCGCGAUGGUUCUGUGCCAAUUAUGGUGCUGCUGGUGCCCCUCAUCAACACCGACACGCUGCAGCACUACACCCACUCGAUGAAGGUUUGUUUUGUAAAUUGUAUACGCAUUCUUCUGCAGCAUGGAGCAAAUCCGAACUGUUCCUAUCACCAUACGUUAACGCCAUUGCAAGUGUUGGUUUUCACCGUUAGCGAAAACUUUACAUUGAGCAGUGAUACAUUGAGACAAACCAAUUUCGAUUUCAUCAAAAAUAUACUUUUGCUGCUGCUACAGCACGGUCUAGAUUGCAACCAAACAUAUCAAAAUAUACUGCAGGCAGUGAUGGACAUGGUGCGCAAUGUAAGAGAUGUCACCGAUUUGCAUCGCAUACAUGAGUUGACACUCACAUUGAUACAGUAUGGUGCCGACCCGAAUAUAGUAUUAAGUAGUAUGACCUCUGGCGGUGCUAUCUACUCGAAUGAAAUUGCGCGUUUCGGUGAUGCUUUGGGUUUGACUGGUGCCGCCUCGGCUGAAGGCAAUAAUGGCGGAGCGGCGGCAGCUGUCACCGGAGCCAAUUCGAGCGGCAAUGGCAAUGGUGAUACCUCCUUCCGAAAUUCUUUCCGCACAAAUUCCCGCUAUUUACUUUUCUAUUACAUUGUGUGGAUCACCAAGAAGGAGUUCAUACUCAACGACCCAGAUGUGACGUUUACUCGCAUCAUUCUCCUGUAUUAUGCAUCAAUGCAGCACAAUACUCUGUACAAUUGCCUGAAAUCCUUGCACAAUUUUUAUGUGGCACAAGUUCCCAGUAAAAAGACAGAACAGCUUAUAGCCGUUAUAUCAUCGCUCUAUCGCAAACCUCGCAGUCUAAAACAAUUAUCACGACUUGCCAUCUACGAAGCGCUGAAUAGGAAAUUAGCUCAAAAUGUAAAUAAACUAAAAUUGCCGGUACUGCUUAAGGAUUAUGUCUUGAAUUUUGAUAAUUGAUUCAAGAGCACAAAGAAAUGAAAAAGAAAACAACCCUCCACCCCCUUGCCCAUUCAAGAGAAAUAAUGGACAUUGUGCAUGUGCAUCCCACUGAAAAACAAAGUGCGCAGUACAAAUCUACCAGGAAAGUUUCGACAAACAGCAGAGGAUGUAAGGGUUAAUAAGAUUCGUGGAAUCUCAAAUUAAAAUGCGGCACAGAAUAGCUCAGUAGAUAUUAUCUCAAACAGUCAUGUAGCCUAAUAUAAGAUGGAUUAUUCAAAAAUAGAUCUACCGUAUUUAGAUAGUAUGUACUUCAAUUCAAAUUUAAAGCAACUCAAAAUGCCCAAAAUUUAUUUGCCACAUUUUUUGUCGAUCAAAAAAAAAACAAAACAAAAAAAAUACGUUAACGCUUUUAAGUGGGUGUGGAUAGCAAAGGAGAUAUUUUUUAAGUUUUUUUCCCAUUUCGGAAAAGCAUUUUUUGUAAUGUCUUAUGAUUCAUGUUGCCUAAAAUACUAUAAGCCAACACACUUACAUGCAUGCAUCUGCAACUGAAGCUGAACUCCAUUCAGGGCUAUCGCUGUCACGUGACAUUGCCAAAGUCUCUGUCAAGUGACUACAACUACAACUACAUUGUAUGAAUUUAUCUUCAAUUGUAUGGAAAGCCAUAUAUUUUGCACAAACCCACACACUCACACACACACGCACAUCCAUUUACAUAUUUUACAUAAUUUAGCUCUCAUAGACUAUAAGUUGCACUAAUUUAAAGCCCACAAAAAUAAAUCAAGAACAAACGUAAUAUUUAAUAUACUAUUGUACUGCUACGACGACUACAACUAUUUUACUUCUACGACUACAUAACUAUACAUAUAGAUAUACUUAAAAAAAAAAUACAUACACUCUAUUUGCCAAAACUAUGCAAGAAACAAUUUAAUCAUCAUAUUAUUGUUACAUUGUUCCUGUUAAACGCAAACUCAUUAAUUGUUUUUAUUUUUAUUUUCAAUUUAUUUUUCUUUUCAUUGAUGCUAUGAAUUAUGAAAUAAAUUAUGUGACAUGUUUCGUGUAUUUU